Schistosoma margrebowiei is the source of this 4222-nucleotide messenger RNA. NCBI's taxonomy places the organism in Eukaryota, Metazoa, Platyhelminthes, Trematoda, Strigeidida, Schistosomatidae. The record is from the annotation of a GenBank genome assembly.
AUACAUUCAUAAUAGAUCCUUUCUAUUGGUUACUUAUUCAAUCGUAUAUAACAUUGACAAAAAAAAAUAUAAAUUGGUGAUUGUCAAUGUAUAUAUUAUACUACUUAAUACAUAAAUUUGUCCGUCUAUCAAAAUUUUGUUCAUAUUUAACUUGACCUUAUGAGAAAUGUAUAUUAUGAUGAUUGUACGUAGGUGAUAUACUCUCUUAUCUAAUUUAUGAUUAUUCAUAUUUAUGUUUAUUUAUUACAAACAACUAUACAAUAAAUAGUGUAUAAACUUACAAAAAUUCUAUAAUUGGAAACAUUAGUACAUAGAUUACCUAGUGUCUACGUUUAAAAGAAAAGAAAAUAGAAUUUACAGUGAUAAUAGUUGCAUAGCAACAACAACCGCAUCAGCAACCAAGUCAGCAACCACAUCAGCAACCGUAUCAGCAACCGAGUCAGCAACCACAUCAGCAACCGUAUCAGCAACCGUAUCAGCAUCCGCGUCAGCAAUUGUAAUAUUGAUCUAUUACAUUGGAAUUACUUUUAACACAUUAACAUUAUCUAACAGGAAACAAUCAUUAACUCAAUUCAUAAUAAAACAAAAAUAACACAUUCUGUAUCAUCAAUUUGGAUAUAUUAACAUCUAUCUUAAGUGCUUGUCUAUAUAAACAUAUAAUUCUAUAUAAUAAAUAACAAUUUAUUGAAAUAUGGGAUCUAAAUUGUCAUGUAUGUCUAAACAAUCUGAAAAUAAUGGAAAAAUACCAAAAUCAAAGAAACCAAAAUUACUUACUAAAGAUGAAGCAACAAACGAGGUAGUUACAGUGACAACAAAGGUUAUUGAAGAUAAAUCAGAACCUCCUAUAACCAUUGACGAAUCAAUCAAUCAUCAUAUUAUACCUAAUGAUAAUGAAACAAUUAAAUUACGUUCUCAUAUAUCUAUAUUAGAACCAGCACCAUCUAAUUAUGAAUUACCUAAACCAUUAUCUAUAUCAUCUACAACCAAUUUAAUUAAACCUAAUUUAGAUCCAACUACAUUUACUAAACAAUUAAUGAUUAAUCAAUCAAUGUUAGAUGAUAAUUAUAUUACUCAACCUAUUGAUCAUAUAGCAUGUGAAUUAGCUAGAAGUUAUAUCAAACCAGCAACAUGGAAAGAUUUAUAUUGGUCAUUAAUUGGUAAACGUCAUUUAUCUAAUAAUGAAUUAAUAAUUAAAGCAUUAUUUUCAUGGUUAUGUUCAAUACCAAUUGGUAAAUUACCAUUUUUAACAUAUGAUGAAUUAAAACAAGCUGAACAAGAUAAUAUUCAAUAUGCUAAAGAAGCAUUAAAUAAUAAAACAAAACAAUUAAAAUUAGAUUCACCAGAAUUUAUAUUAAAUGAAAUGUCUUAUGGUAAAGCAACAUAUCUUCAAGCUUUUGAAUCAUUAUGUCAUUAUUCAAAUAUACCAUGUGUAACAGUGAAAGGUUUAGCUAAAGGUGUUGAUUAUGUAGUUGGUAUGCGUUUAACUGAUAUAAAUGAUCAAUUACAACAACAACAAUCAUCAUCAUCAGCAGCAUCAUCAUCGUCAUCAUCAAUUAUGCAUCGAUUACAACAUGCAUGGAAUGCUGCUUAUAUAGAUAAUAAAUGGGCAUUAUUUGAUCCAAUGUGGGCAGCGCAACGUUUAGCUGUUAGUGCUAAUACACGUUUAUCUCAAUUAGUACAAACUGGUCAAAUGGAUUAUGAAACUGAUAUGUUUUAUUUUAAUGUUGAUCCAGCUAAAUUUAUUUAUUCACAUUUUCCAUUUGAUGAAAAUUGGCAAAUGUUAAAACCACCAGUUACAUUAAAAGAAUUUGAAAACAGUGUUCUAUUGAAACCAGCUUUCUUCCGUCAUGGUCUUGGAUUGCUAUCACAUCAAGAUUGUGUUAUACUUGCACCAAAUAAACUUGUUAUAAAAUUAUCCAUGCCAAAGACUUUAACAGAUACAUUGAAAUUUACAUUCAAUUUAAAAUAUGAAGGGAAGGAUGAUAAUCUGGAUUUACCAAAUCUAAGUCAAUUUGGAAUACAUGAAUUAUCAAGACGUGAUGCAACGGUUACAUUUCAUUUUCGUUUUCCAAAACCUGGUGGUUAUAAGCUUACUUUAUAUGCACAACGUAUUGGUGAAAAGUUAUUUGCAGAUAUAUGUGAAUAUCGUGUAGAAUCAAAAAUGAGUACCGAUUUACAACAAACAGAACCGGUUGUUAUAGAUACUACUACUACUACUAGUAAUAAUAAUAAUAAUGGUACUUCAAAACCAGCUCUUACAAUUCUACCAUUUCCUCCAACAUCACAAGGACAUUAUGGUCCAGCUGAAAAAGCUAAUGAAUUAGAUAUUAUUACUAUACCAGAAGAUUUAGAAACUCACUUAAAUUGUCAUACUGGAAUAUUAGAAAUUAAAUUUACAACUAAAGAUCCACAACGCAAGCUUCCACGUUUAACUGCACGUUUAAAAUCAUCAAUUCAUGAAACAUCAAUGCUUACUGAUUGCAUACUAUUGCGUAAUAUUGAAGCAACAUCACCGGGUAGUUUAAUUUCUGCAACAAAUCGUUUAUCUGGUACACAAACUAUACAAGGAUCACGUAUUAAUAUGAUAAUAUUGACAGCAUAUUUACCAACAGGUGGUGAAUAUGCAUUAGAGGUUUAUGGUGCACCAGCUGAUUCAGAUGAGAAUACUUCAUAUUUCUUGGUUUGGCAGUUUUUAAUAAAUUCUGAAUAUGGAGUUCGAUUAUCUACUCCAGUUAGAAAACGUUUAGCUACAAUGAAUCUAGGUCCUCAAGAUGAAACAUGGUCUACAUUAGGUUUAAAAUUACUUAGUCAUGAUGAUCCUUUAAUUCAUGUUCCAACAGCUGGUUCUAUUGAAUUACAAAAAACUAGAAGUAAAUCAGAAAUUAUGAGUCAGUAUAUGAGUCAAGGAGAUAAAAUUAUGAAUGGUGUAUCUACAAAUGAUUCAUUAAUAGUUCCUACAACAUCACCAGAUCAAACAAAUGAAAUACAUGAUGAAGUACAAGAUCCACGUAGUUGUGAUUUGAAAAUAAGAAUUUCCAAAGAAUCUCAACAAAAACUUUAUGUCGUUGGACAGUUUGUAGAUAUAAGUACACCAGAGGAAGAGGAUUGUACAAAUUAUCUUUUACAACAAUGGGAUGAAAUUGACGAACCAAAUAUAAAUGAACAUUUAACCUAUUUUAUUCGUAUACCAAAAGGUGAUCAUUAUUAUAAAUUAUAUAUAUAUGCAAUACCAAUUAAUAAUAAUGAAUUACCACAAUCAUUACCAUUAGUUUAUACAUAUUUAAUUGAAGCACCACCACGUAUUAUGUCAUCUGAAAUACCAUAUAUUGGUGUAAAAUGGGGUGGAUUUCCUGAAAAAUUAGAGCAACAACAACAACACCACCAACAACAACAAAACCACCACCACCCCCAACAACAACAACAACAAAACCACCACCCCCAACAACAAAUAACUAUUACAUAAUUCUUUAAAUCGACUUCUGUUUUUUUGUUAUUUUUUCGAGCGCCAUUUUAAUAUUGUAAAAAAAACAGUAUGGUAUUAUUUUCUAAUAAGUAAUGAACUUGGAUUCUUGUUUUUGUUUUGUUUUUGCAAUUUCUUCUUUAUUGACUUUGUGUUGUUGAUUAAAUGAAUGAUGAUGCUAACUUAUAAAGACUUUAUGCUGUUGUUGUUGUGAUUGUUUUUUCUUAUUUUUUUGCUUUUUUUUGCUUGUUGUUUACUUCAUAAGAUUAUUCAAUUGAAAAUUCUGUUUCGUUUGUUUCGCUUAUCAUUUAUUAUGGUUCAUUUGAUUGAUUGAUUGAUCGAUCGAUUGAUUGACUGACUGAUUGAUUGAUUGGUUGGUUGAUUGGUUGAUUGAUUGAUUGAAAUGAUCCAUUUAAUAGGUUCCAGCCAAAAAAAACAGAAAAAAGAUCAGAUCUUCUUUAUAUGCUUAUUAGGAUCAUUUGAAGAUAAAUACGCUCAUAGAUAUUAUGUAAUAGUGACUUGUUUUUUUGUUAUUUCAGUGCCUGUUUUGCAAUAUGUUCAUGUGUAAGAAUGUUAAUGUGAUACUUUGAGUGUGUGUGUGUGUGUGUAAGUUGUUAUUCUUAUAUGCUUAAAAGUAAGUCAAUGAAUUCACAUUCAAUUUUUUUGUUUUUUUGUUUUUUUGCAAUUUAUUUCGAAGAUGUUAUAACUUGUGAGUUUAUACCCUUAUCAAUAAUAUAAACGUAAUGAUAUCACCAGUUAGUG